AUGGCGGCCCUUGACGACGUCAAGAUCGGCGACCUGGUCAAUGUGCCCGGUGGCAUGUACGGCACCAUCAAAUACCUGGGACCUGUGGCCGGCAAGCCGGGCCGGUUUGCAGGCAUCGAAUUAAGCUCUGAACACGCACAGCGAGGAAAGAACAGCGGCGAUGUGGAAGGACGAAAGUACUUUGCGACAUCCACCCCCGGGUCGGGCAUCUUCGUGCCCAUGAACAAUAGCAAAUACGUCUCGCGGCGAUCUACCUCCUCGUCGACGAGUACCUUCGCCAUACCGACCACUCCAGCGCGCCCCCCGCCAGUCAACUUCAGCAAGUCGGUUGGCCCGAGUCCGUCCAUGGCCCGUCCUCGAAUCCGCCGGCCGUCUUUGCCUCGCCCGGAGUCCCCGCGAGCCUCGAUCUCCCCCCCAAAACUUAGCCUCGGUGGCCUGCGCACGCCCUCCGCAAGCUCCAGGAUAUCCGCGGCCAACGGAUACCCGCGAAGUCCGGUCAAGGCGCCUUCUCGACUCUCUGAUCGACCACCGUCGCGGAUCAGCCUAGACGACGACAAUGCUUCGUCAUAUGGCAGACCGUCGGACUUCCAGCGGCCUUCGUCAACUGAGAGCCAGGCCUUGAAGGAUCAGAUCAAGAGUUUGGAAAAGCAACUACUGGAUCGCGAUAAGCAGCUGGACGAGCAAUCGAAGACACUAAGCGAGUUCCAUAGAACAAUGGAGGAACUCGAGGGUGCGGAUUCUCUAAAUAUCCGCACUCAGCUACGGGAGAGGAAUGAGCGGAUCAACCAAUUGACCGCCGAGUUCGACGGCCACCGGGCAGACUUUCGGAGUACCCUGGAUACGCUGGAGAUUGCUGCGUCCGAGACGGAGCGGGUGUAUGAACAACGCCUGGAUGAGCUCCUGCAACAAAUGAAUGAGUUGCAGAACCGCGGUGAAGAUGUCGAGAUUGUUGCACAGCAACUGAAGCAGCUGGAAGAGCUGGCGGGGGAGGCAGAAGCAAGGGCCGAGGUCGAGUUCCUGCGCGGCGAGGUGGAGCGGACCAAGUUGGAACUGAAAAAGGAGCGGGAUCAUUCAGCGGCCGCUCUGAAGGAUGCGCAUGCUGCUGCCGACGGGCCUCGGAACUCGCACGAUUUGGACCAGAAGGACGACGAAAUUCGGGGUUUGAAGGCUAUCAUUCAUUCUCUGAGCCGGGGCAACCCCAACGCGGCCACGCUGGGCGAGAAUGGCUCCGCAGAUGCCCACAAAGAGCAGAGUGAGCAGGUUUCCCGGCUGGAGCAACGGCUGCAAGAAUUUGAGGGAACUGCUCAGACCAAAGACACCCGCAUUGAAGAGUUGGAGCGCGAGUUGCAGGAAUUACGGACGAGCUCGGGCAGUGGAAGUCGCAAUCGCAGCUCUACUGUGACCCUCUUGCCCAACAACCAACAUAAGCCAUCAAAUUCUUCGGGAACCAUCACCGUGAACAACAACACCAACCAUGCUCACCGUCUCUCCGAUCGUACCGUGGUCCCGAAUGAUUGGCAUGACAUGCCGGCCAAUGAGCCUCGCCAGCACCACCGCGGCAUCUCCAACUCCUCCCAACCGCGGCUAGAGCCGACGCCCGAGUCGGAGCGCUCUUCGGAUGACGAUGCCUUGUGGUGUGAGAUCUGCGAGACGGGCGGCCAUGAUAUCUUGAACUGCACCAGCAUGUUCGGCUCUGGUAACCAAAAUAUCAAGGAGAAGGCCCCCGUCGGCGCCCCUGUCAACAAGUCUACUGAAGCACUGGCUGACGACCAUGCGGCCUCAGAUGAGACCGGAUCUUCUGAGAACCAUGCUGACAGCGUUCCUACCCAGAGGACCGGUCGGGACGUUGUCCUUGAGGGUCUGAAGGGCAUCGGAGGCCUGGGAUCAUCCAUGGCCCCUGUCGCCGGCAAGUCGUCCGGCGUCAUCGACGAGUCGAAGUGGUGUGCUCUCUGUGAGCGAGAUGGCCAUGAGAGUAUCGACUGUCCUUUUGAUGAAUAA
This is a messenger RNA of Penicillium canariense, 1998 nucleotides long. Its product is annotated as CAP-Gly domain containing linker protein BIK1. The coding region runs from base 1 to 1998 and encodes 665 amino acids. The transcript has 2 exons. Lineage: Eukaryota; Fungi; Ascomycota; Eurotiomycetes; Eurotiales; Aspergillaceae. The record is from RefSeq and is a predicted model, not a curated record.